Molecule: messenger RNA, 855 nt
Organism: Cladocopium goreaui
Lineage: Eukaryota; Dinophyceae; Suessiales; Symbiodiniaceae
Source: the annotation of a GenBank genome assembly
AGCAAAAGCCUCAUGAAACUUUUUGUAGCGCUGUUGCUUUGGGGCAGCACGCUGGCCGAUGAGGCCGCAGAGGCUGCAGGUGAGCCUGGAAUGGCUGAAGGGCAUCAAGGGCCACCGCCUCCGGUACCUGAUUUGACAGAGGAAGACCUUCGCAAGUUGUUCCCCUUGAUGGACAAGAACGGUGAUGUCAAAAUUUCUAUGGAUGAGCUCAGAGACUUCCACUUCUACACAUCAAUCAGCCAUGCAGUGAAGUUUUUCAAAGUACCUGCCUGGAUGGAUAGCAACAAGGACAACAAGUUGAGCUUGGAAGAAUUGCAGGAAGCCAACCACAAGGCUGGUAUGAGCAUGCCGCAUAUCGACCCAGAUGAAAUCAAGAAACAGUUUGCAAAGGAGGAAGCAAAAUUCAAAGAGCUUGACAAGGAAAAGAAGGGUGUACUUGAGAAGGAAGAUGUGAUUCUCUUCUUCCACCCGAAUCUCGACCCUAGGGUGUCCAUCAUUGAGACGAAACAUCUCAUGGAGAUCUCAGAUUUUGAUCAGGAUGGUGUACUGUCCAAGGCCGAGUUCGAGGCCAAGGAAUUUCCUGCUGAGUUUGCAAAGGUGGACACGAACUCCGAUGGGAAGAUAGACACUGAAGAGAUGCACGAGUGGUCGGCAGGCCUCUUGGAGUUUGUCGAUAUCAUGAUGCGAGUGGAGCAGCUCGCUGACCAAGACAAAGAUCACGGUCUUUCAUUGGAUGAGCUUCUGAAAGCACGGGAAGCCAUCUCCAAGGAAGGCGUGGGCAACGUCUUCCGCAGCUGGACAGCCAUGCACAAUGAGUUGUAGUGCGGAGACUGCUGGGCAGCGGUGAUUCAAAAA